Molecule: messenger RNA, 657 nt
Organism: Microdochium trichocladiopsis
Lineage: Eukaryota; Fungi; Ascomycota; Sordariomycetes; Xylariales; Microdochiaceae
Exons: 1
Coding region: 1-519 (172 amino acids)
Source: RefSeq, a predicted model, not a curated record
AUGAACGCCGCCACCAACACGACCGCCGCCGCACCAGGCCUAGCUAGCGAAGUUAGCGCUAAGCCUCCCCAACUAGUGUGGAAAGUAGCCGACGUUGGAUACCUCUGGCCUGACGCAGAUAACGACAAGGCAAACGGACAGCCCCUAUUCCACGACAGCAAGGGCCAGGUUUACUACACUGACGCUAAUCUUUGGAUCGACCGGGUCCAAGAAUGGGCGGAUACACCAGAAAAGACGUUAGCUAUUGCGGCUGGAGCGCACACCCUGCUGAGAGGUGAAGCCUUCAGCUGGUGGCAGUUGCAGUUAUCCGACGAAGACAAGAAAUCGGUACGAAACAACUACCAGAGGUUACUUGACAAAGUAAAGGCCAGGUUUGGCAUCAAACUGGACGAGGCUGGCCAAUGGUUGGAUAGCCAUCCCUACACUCUUAGUGACAACCAUAAGGAUACCCCUAUCCGAAAAUGGGCUAUGGAUGUCUUUCGGUACGCUAGAGAAUGGGGUGAUCGAACGGAUCUAUAGCAACUGAUGCGACUAUGGCAAAUGCUGCAUCCUCGACUGCAAGGGAUGCUGGAUAUGCCGACAUAGGGAACAACAAAAUCGUCAUUCUUAGAGACUCUGCACCAGAAACAGCAAGCCAUUUAUCGCGAAGGAAAGGGC